Lathyrus sativus (Indian pea) is the source of this 813-nucleotide messenger RNA. NCBI's taxonomy places the organism in Eukaryota, Viridiplantae, Streptophyta, Magnoliopsida, Fabales, Fabaceae. The record is from the annotation of a GenBank genome assembly.
AUGUUAAAGUUGUUUGGUAUCAUAAACGAGCUUUCAAAUGUCUUGCAAAGAAAAGAUCUUAAUAUUGUGAUUGUCAUGGAAUUAGUUGAUGUUGUCAAAAUUCGAUUGGCCAUAACGAGAGAGAGUGGUUGGGAUACUUUAUUUGCUGAUGUUCAAGAUUUUUGUGUUGCUAAAGGUAUUCUAGUGCCAAAUAUGGAUGGCAAAAUACCGGUUCGGGGACGUUCAAGGGUAGAAGAGAGGACUAUCACUAAUUUUCAUCAUUACCGUGCAAAAAAAAUUUAUGUUGCUAUUGACAAAAUAUGCGUGGAGAUGGGUCAUCGCUUUAGUGAAGGAAGUAACGUUAUACUUGAUUGCUUCUCACGUUUUGACCACAAGAACUCUUUCUCCAAGUUUGAUUGUCUUGCUGAUAUUUAUCAUGCAGACUUUUCUAAUGAUUACCGAGGAAGAAUUAGGGAUCAACAUGACACUUAUGUUCUUCAAGUGAGAAGAAAUGUUUCAUUUUCGAGUUGUGAAGAUGUUCAAAGUUUGAAGAUGGUUCAAACUGAGAAGCAUUUGGUAUUUUCAUUAGUUUAUAAAUUUAUUGAGUUAGCUUUGAUAUUGCCGGUGUCGGCAACAUCCGUUGAAAGAGCCUUUUCAACAAUGAAGAUUAUCAAGUCUAAAUUGCGCAAUAAGAUCAACGAUGUGUGGUUCAAUGACUUGAUGAUAUGUUACACCGAGAGGAAGAUAUUCAAAUCACUUGACGAUAUUGAUAUUAUUCGAACAUUCUCCGCAAAGAAGUUUCGGAAAGGACAUUUGCCUCGUAAUUUUAUUUAA